AAAUUAUCUAUCAGCCAAAGCCCAAAAGCCGCCAUUUGAAAAACCCUCUGAUAUUGCCAUUUCUAAAGAGAGAGAGAAAGGGAGGGCGGGAGUGAAUAGUGACAGAGGAGGGAAGCACUUGUCGAAAACGACGCCUUUGACGGAGUUCCCGGAGAAACCCUGUCGAAGUAAACCCUAAUUUUUAUUUGGAUGAGGGUGUUGAUUUUGUUGGUUUUCAGCACCUGGUUCAUCUGUUUUUAAGAUGUUGUCUAUCGUUUAUGUGCUACUUGACUGCCUAAAUGAGGCCAUAUUUGGGUGAUUCAGAGUUUUCCCAUCUAACCCUUCACUUGCUCUUAAAAUGAAUACAAGAAACAGUCGGGUUUCUAGGGGUCAGAAGUCAAAAAAUUUUCAGGGUGAGGGGCCAAAUUGGAUUCUCAUCGCUGGUGGUGCUUUGCUAAGUACUUUAUCAGUUAGACUUGGUUACAAGCUGAAGCAGGCACUUGACAUAAAGCAGCAGGACAAUGCUACUGCCAGCUUGAAAGGGAAUGGAACUUCUGAUAGAAGGAGAUCGUCAGGUUGCCGAUUGCAUUCAAACAUGUACGCAUUUACUGAAGAAGAUGAUGGUUGUCUCAACUGCAUGUCAGGAGCUGAAAACAUAGAGAAGCACCCACCCAAUGGACAGAUACUGCCAGAAUCUGAGGUUGCUCUCCCUCUGGUGACAGUUCCCACCUCUGAUUUCAGCAAGGAUAAUGGUGUUAUGUGGGCAUCAUCUCCAGAUCGCCUUGAGUUGCCUCCUAGGCCAUUUCAUCAUUCUAACUGCUCUGACUCACCAUGUGUCUCAGAAUCUGGCUCUGACAUAUUUAGCAAGCGGGAAGUGAUACAGAAACUAAGGCAACACUUAAAACGAAGAGAUGAUAUGAUUCUGGAGAUGCAGGAUCAGAUUAUGGAACUGCAGAAUUCACUGAAUGCUCAGGUGACACACUCAACUCACCUACAAUCACAACUGGAUGCUGCAAAUAGAGACUUGUUCGACUCUCAGAGAGAAAUCCAAAGGCUGAGGAAGGCAAUUGCAGAUCACUGUGUAGGACAUGGUGGCACAAAUAAGAUGACAUCAAUCGAUACAGCUUGGCCAUCAGACAAAAGAAAUGGCCAUGCUAAUGGGUAUCUUGAUGGGGAGAGAAACUCAGACUCCCCUGAGAAGGGAAGGGGGGAUGGGGAGAGAAUUGAGAUGCUGAAGAGAGAAGUAGGAGAACUAAAAGAGGUGAUAGAAGGGAAAGAGUAUUUGCUGCAGAGCUACAAGGAGCAGAAGCUGGAGCUUUCCAUGAAGAUCAAGGAGUUGCAUCAGAGAUUGGAUUCCCAGCUCCCCAACAUUUUGUAGGUACUAUUUAAGAUAAUACGCAUUCUUGCUUUGUUUUCCCCUGUUUCUUCCUUCAAUUUGAGGUUAAAGAAAAUGCCUUUUUUCCCUCCUUUCUUUCCUAGUGUCGUUGGCUUUAAGUAUAAUGUUGGAUGAUACGUUCUUUGCCUGUGCAUCUGUAUGUAUGAGAAUGAGAUAUGAGUGAGAGAAAGAAGAGGGAAAAGCAAAGUAGGCACCACUAUAUUGGUUUGUUAUUUAUUUUUCCCUUGCUUUGCGAGUGUCUUUCUUCCUGUAGAAAUUAGAAACCAAGUUUUCUGAGUGUUAGGACCGUUUUUUUUUGGCACAAAGUCAAUUGCAUCUAGGAAAAGGGUUGUAAAUAUUGUGUGAUUCUGAUGCUAGACUUGUUUGAUAUGUUCUUUUAAGGUUGGUUGCAUGAGCCAUAUGAACUAA
This is a messenger RNA of Gossypium raimondii (Peruvian cotton), 1783 nucleotides long. RefSeq lists its product as hypothetical. The transcript has 5 exons. The coding region runs from base 338 to 1357 and encodes 339 amino acids. The record is from RefSeq and is a predicted model, not a curated record. Lineage: Eukaryota; Viridiplantae; Streptophyta; Magnoliopsida; Malvales; Malvaceae.